Xyrichtys novacula (pearly razorfish) is the source of this 16811-nucleotide messenger RNA. Lineage: Eukaryota; Metazoa; Chordata; Actinopteri; Labriformes; Labridae. The record is from the annotation of a GenBank genome assembly.
AUGUCAUCAGCCACACCCCCUGCGGCCCCGCCCUCUAAGAAGGGAAGGAAGCUGGAAAAGUCGGAGGUGAUGGCUGACUCUGUGCCAGCCACCAAUGAGGAGCUGAGGAGCAAACUCAUGGACACCCAGAUUGAGCUUCAUCAGGAACGGGCCAAGGUAAGAAAAGUGAAGUAGAAGACGCUGAGGUCUUGAUGACAGUGACUUGAGAGCAGAGCCCCCCUUUAGUUUAUUAUACAAGCAGAGGAUGGGGAGAAUGGGAGGUGUCUUGAGGUCAUUUUUAUCAUAAAUUGGUGCUACAGAAAUAGAUAUUGAUGGAAAGCCUGAGAGAUGAAAUACCGUAUUUUUCGCACUGUAAGGCGCACCUGAUUAUCAAACGCACCAUCAAUGGACGUGUCUAUUGGCAUCCAUUUUCAUACAUGAAGCGCACCGGAUUAUAAAGCGCAAGAAGCCAAACAAAACAGUCAGAUAAGUCAAACUUUAUUUAACUCAUUCAAUAACUCCGCUAGGCUAUGAUAGCUGCAAUGCUCCGACGAGCCAAAAGGAUUUUAAGUGCGCCUUAUAGUGCGAAAAAUACGGUAUUCAAUUAUUCAAGUAGUUUGACAGCCACAAACAUAAAAAUGCUUCAUUGCUGCUGAUAAUACAUAUUGUAAAUACAAAGAUGUAAUACUUAAAAAAUGUAAGUAUAGUGAUGUGAGCUUCUUAUGCCACUGCAUGCACAAAACUGUUGGUUCCCUUUAUUCUGAUCUUCACACAUAAAUAUCCCCGCUCCCAGAAGUUGUCAUGGUGUUGUGCCUCUUUUUGUAGCAAAUGAUUGACAGCGUAACUACCCCCUGUGCUGUCUCUGCUCCACACUGCAUAUGUCAUCAGCGCAUUUGAAAGAUUGCAGUUGCAGCAUCAGGAUUUAGAAGUACAGUCUUUUUUGUGAUGCAAAAAAAUGUUACAUGAACAGAUUCAUCAAAUAAUGAGGCAGGGAAUGUGGGAAUUAGAGAGUUGAGAAGGACAGGAAAGAGUUGGUAAGUGAAGUGGCUGAGUGUCAAACCAAGGACUGCUGCAGGCUAUGGACCUGGAUUAUGUGCCCAAACCACUAGGCCAACCAUCUUGUAACAAUUUUGCUGAGGCAUACAUGCAAUGCUUUUUUUUUUACUGAUAUAAAACUAUGUAAUCCACCACAGCAGCCACAACUGUUUUCUAAGCGUGUUUCUGUUUCCCCUUGUCUGGAAAACGAAGAGCAAACUUUUAAGCAAAGUUUUUGCUGUCACUCUGCUCCAGGUUGUCAUGAGAAAAACUGAUGAACACACUGGUAUCAUAUCUCUGAUGUUAACUGCAUGAUUUGAUUCUCAUGCAUCUCUAACGGCAGACUGUAUUGCAGGUAUGUAAGCUCCGUGAGCGGCUGCAGGAGCAGCGGCAGGCUCGCGAGCUCGAUCAGCACAAACAUGCAGUAGCAGUCACUGAUCUGCGUGCCAAACUCCACGAAGAGAAGCUCAGAGAAAUAGCAGCUGUCCGUGAGGCCCUGUCGCGGCAGCAUGAAUUCGAGUUGGCCCGGUCUAUCAAAAUCCGGGACGCGGAGGUGCAGAGACUCCAGGCGCUCGUAAACGCACUGAGAGACGGAGCUGCUGACAAGCUCAAAAAUGCUCUUCUUGGAGAGGCUCGGGAAGAGGCCAGGAGGGCUUUUGAUGGGGAGAGGUUGAAGCUGCAGCAAGAGGUGGGUUGGAGCAUUAUUGUAGGGGGACAGUUAUGCUGAAUAAAUUAUCCCUCUAUUACGUAUUGUGGAAAAAGUACGAGCGUCAUUGUACUGCUGCUAUCACAUCACUUCUGGCAUGCUCUGUUUCACACAUGGAAAAUUCAGUCUAAUGUUUAUUAUAUAAUAGUCAUUCUGAAAACGUGUGUAUGUUAAUUGUUGAUGUGGGACUGUGGUAACCUUUGUAAAUUCACUUCUGAAAAACAGGAAGGAGGGAGGAAAAGCCUGUUGCCAAGCUAUUGUUUUACUAUAGCAUUUCCAGACAAACAGGGCAUCUGUCAUCACAACUGGUCAAUGAGACAGAAAGUUUGUUUCGAUAUGAGUGUCUAUCUCUUUAUUAUUGUUGCUUUUGUGUAAUAUUAUUCUUUGUUUGUGUGUAUUUUAGAUCCAGGAGCAGAAAACAGCCAGGAAGCAGGCUGAAGAGGCGCUUGGAAACGCUCUACAGGCGGACAAAGCCAAAGCAGCAGAUCUGCGCACAGCUUACCAACAGCACCAGGAUGAGGUGCACCGUAUCAAACGAGACUGCGAGAAGGACAUCCGCAGAGUGGUGAGACCACAUGUUGUGUGAUAAGACAGCCUUCAGACCCUUUGUUUAACAUAUCUUAAACUAACAUGGCCUCCACAUUUUGCCUUGAAAAACCUGAUCACAUGAUAUCCUUGAAGCCCUCGGGCCUCCAUUUGAGAGUAAGUUUGAUACACACGGUGCUGUCAUGGAUGAAAUGAAAAGAUCUUAGACUUUCCUGCAAAACCUAUCAUUCCAGGAUAGGUUGGCUCAACAAACCCAGCAGCUGUUACUUUUGUAGUCCGUCCCAGCCCCAUCUGUAUUUCACUCAGUCUCCCCCUGUAGUGACAUCUGUUUUCUGCCUCUGAUGUUCAGUUCCAGCACAAGCGUUAUCUAACUGAUACUAUAUCAAAGGUUAUAGGCUAAUUGCUAUGCCGUAUGUCUGUGCCCGUCUCACCAGGGUGGUGCUUAUCUACAAAACUAAAAGUUAUAUACCUGCCUGCAGUUACUCAUUAACCUCCAGUACGAACAGAAGAGCUUUGGUAGCAGGUUUCUUUGUCAGUAAAGGAAUGUUUCAGCACAGAGCUUCAAAACAUAAUGAAUUAGAGCGUGGCUGAUUAAUGCAGAGUGUGUGAUUUAGGAAAUAAUAGUAUGAAAUAUCAAAAAUGUAGAGAUGGAGUCUUAAAAUUAGCAAAGGGAGUUGUGUGGGUGCAAAAUAAAGUAAGCUUCAUCGAUUGAUCACUGCUGAAGCACAACAUUGUAAGCUAAAACACUUCCCUUACUGUGUAUUCAACCAUUAGUGCAUUCAGUUUGUCAAAGAUACUCUUAGGUGUUGAUGAUGUUGGACGUAAAAACUUCAGCGUCACCCUAAGCAUAAAUAUUUGCACAGGAAUCCAGCUGAAAACAACCACACUUGUGUCUUUGUGUCCAUCCUUUUUACAGAUGGAUGAACUGAAGGCGAAGGAUCGCGUGGUGUGUGCUCUGGAGAGGGAGCUGGGACUGCAGGCCGGCUAUGCUCAAAAGCUCCAGCUUCAGAAGGAUGCUCUGGACGAGCAGCUGGGUCACGUACGAGAGGCUGAGAAACACAAUCAUGGCAGCCCAAAGAGAGAGGUGAUGCCUGGGCUGGGGGACCACCAGGACCUGCUCAACAACCAGGUAAAUUAAGACAAGAAAACAAAUGCAUGCAUCUGUGUAUAAAUAUGACACAACAUCAAAAGCUCAGGCUCAGGAAUAAGAUUGUUGAUGUGGAUGUUUAGUUGUAAAUAAGGGUGACGUAUUAGUAAAAUGAUUACAGAACUGGAGUUGUUUUUGUCAUGAGUUUUGAACUGUUACAAAGUCUUUCAAAUAGCAUUGAGAUUAAAGAAAGAAAUCUGGCUUUUGGAGUGUGUCUUGGCUGUGGCUGCAGGUAUUAUGACUUUAGUUAUUACAGAGAAAAACGAUUAACUCAAUCCCUGAAUUAAACCUUCAUUGAACUCUUAAACCUAAAACAAUAGUCUGGCUUUUGCAGCCACACCGUCGGUUCGUUUGUUUGUUUAGCUAGUGAUAGUGGCAGGCUGCCAUUUCUCAUAGUAAGGGAAGUUAGGACACUCUCAAACUUGAAAUGCAUGUUUUCUUUCAUAAUAAAAGGGAAAAAAACUGUCACAAGCCAAAAGUUAAAACUCACUCUUUAAUGAAAGCAUUUGGAUAAACUUUCUGUGUACUGUGUGUUCUGUGUACAUAAAAGUUCACAGUAGCACUGAGUAAAAGACAUCUUAUCUUUCAUCCUGCCAUCUCCUCUGUGCAAACUCCCCUCAUUAUUUGCUUUCUUGCCUGCCUGCCUGCCUGCCUGCCUGUGUGCCUGCAUGUGAUCCCUUUUUUAGAUCUUGUCUCUCUCCUCCUCUCCUGUCCCCUCUGUUCCACAGGAGGUCGAGGAGCGUGACAUGAGGAGGUUCCAGCUGAAGAUCGCAGAGCUCCACUCCGUUAUCAGAAAACUUGAGGACAGAAAUGCACUGCUGGCAGAUGAAAGAAAUGAACUAGUAAGGAACACAUGCAACAUGACCUAGAUAUAGCGAUUAUAGGCAUUAAAAUAUUUACACACUUGUUGUUGUACUUUUCAAUAAUGAUCUUUGCACAUAAGUCACAAAAACAUGUGUGCCAGUGAGCGGCAUCAUAAAACAUUGUUAUUCAAUCCUUCCAGCCUUGAUCCGGCCUCUCCUGCUCAAACUGGAAAUUCAGUGUCAGAAGUCAAGGCUUGAGAUUCUAGUAUUUCCCCUCCCUGUUUCCUUCCUCUUACUAGUUGAAGAGGGUGCGAGAGGCUGAGAGCCAAAUGAAGCCCAUGUUUGAGAAGAAUAAGCGGCUGUCGAAGAAAAACGAUGACCUCCUGCAAACUCUUCAGCGCAUGGAGGAGAAACUGAAGACUCUUAGUCGGGAGAACGCUGAGAUGGUGAGAUUCAACCAGCAAAGCUUUCCACUCGUUCAAAAUUAAAUAAAUAGUAAAACUGAAAAACAAAAGCUGAUUUGCCAUGUGUUAAGAUAAGUGGAUGGCGCCACUUAUCUGUAAAUCAAGCGUACCCUCAUGACCGAGACCAGAUGUCUGUCACCUCUUCAAUACCAGGAGGAUAAAAGAUGGAGAGACAGGUUAACUAAAGCAAAUUAUCUGAGAAACAGAACAACUUCAACUGAAACUGAAAUACUGCCCGCUCUUUUAUUGUGUAUAUAUAGUGUAGUCUUAUAUUUGGGUCAACACAGUUAUUAUUUUAAAGGUGGGAUUUCGGUUACUUGACUUCCAGGUGUCACUGAGAAUUUCAGUAAAACAAGAAACAGGACCUCUGCUGGCCACCUCAGGUAAUGCAUUACAAAAAAAGCCUCUGUGUCUUUGUGUGACUCUCUCAGAAAGAAAAAGCCUCCUCCUCUCGGCAUCCCUCACAACAACAGUCCAUCCAGCCACAGCUAAAGAGGCCGAGCUCCCUGACCGAUCUGAGCCAUGCCCACGAAGAACAGGAAGUGGAGUUCCUCAAGCUGCAGGUUGCUGAACAGAGAGGCAUCAUCGAUGAGCUCAUGCAGGUGAGAGUAUCACCCAAAGGUGUCACUGUCUUCAUGUGAAUAGCCUUUUGGUACUCUCUGGUCUGCUUGACAUUUUUCCACACCAAUUGAAAUUAAAAUAAAGAAUGUUGCAACAUUUUUGUCCUAAUCUCGCCACUCACUGAGUUAUAUCUGUCAUGUUCGGCCGCAGGAACGUGACAGGUUGGUGAUGACCAAAAAGAACAGGAGGAAACCUCUCAAGCUGUCCAAAGUAAGUGUCCCUGAGCACCUUGGAAAUUCAGUUACUCCACUGUUGUGUAACCAAGCAACUAUCCAAUCUGGGGUUUAAUUGAGUGAGUGCAUAUCUGUGUGUGUGCGUUUUUGUUUAAUUGGGCUCAGGAGAGAAUGAAGAGAGCAUCUCUAACAGCAGGGCGCACCACACUGAGCGCACACACACGCACACACGCUCACACAUCAAUUGUUCUUACAGCUGAUGGAAAAUUAGAUUCAUUUUUGCUGUUGUGUCAUUUGAUUGUAAGUAUUUGGUGAUAAAAUGAGAAAAUGAAUAUAUCCAUCACAAAUAUUGCAACUUAAUUUGUUUGCAGCAGCUGUAUCUAUUUUUAUUUUUUCUGUGUAGUAAAGAGCGGAGAGGGAGAUCAUGAUCACAAAUUAGGUGGACAGGUAACACCUGUGUGUGAGUUUGUGUUUGCGCUGAUACAUCAGGGAGCAUAUUAGUGUUGUGUUGUUGCUAGGUGAAGGUUGUGGAUGUGUGUCAGAUAUUUUCCUCUACCUCUUCUGCUUCAACCAGUUUAGGUGGAUGCUCUGUGUGGUAAAGCAGCUCGGCUUUUUGGACUCACACCCUUUUAGGAAUUUAAAGCAACCUUCAGGCAUGAGCUUUGAGACCAAACAGAUGAAAACUGGUUUUUGGAUAUUUCUGUGAGAGCAAUUUCAUUGUAACGAGAAGCUUCUUAAUUUUAUGGCUUUUUUGACUUUUGACGUUGACAUUAUAUCCAACCUUUCAAAGGACCUUCGUCAUAGUUGGUGUUGAGGAUUUUGUUGUAGUAGCGACAUGACGGAGUACAUCCUCCUUAUCCUUUAUUUUUCUUCCUUUAUUUGCCUCUGUGCUUUAGUCUGCCUUUACUUCUCUGGUUGCCAGGAGAUGACUUACAAACAUGAUGGUAAGGACUGAGUGGGGUUUGUGAUAGUUAGUACUUGAAAAGAAGAGAACAAAGAUGCUUUAUCAGAGAUGAGGAUUCAUUUCAAUUCUGAUCACAACAGUCAGGUUUAAGACCAAAUUUUGGCAAAUGACUCCUUUUAAAAAAUGCAGCUUUGUUGAAGUCAACAGAAGAUAGCUGCUGGUUUUGAAACUUUCAUUAAAUUCAAAUUCUCAAAUCAAAAAUUCAAGUGAUUGUUUUAUUUUUUUGACUUUAAAUAGAUUGGUCAAAAUAUAGAAGUUUAAGUUUUAUAUGUAAUCCUCUUUUCCUCCCUGCAGAGGCAUGUUGUGGAGACAUAUUUUGGAUUUGAUGAGGAGUCGGUAGACUCUGAGACCUCCUCCUUGACGUCCUACAACACUGACCUCACUGACCGCACGCCUGCAACUCCCGAGGAGGACUUGGAAGAUGUAAGAAAGUCCAGUAUUUGUAUCGACAGAAAUCAUUUAAACCAUAUUUGAGUGUUAAAAGAGUUCAAAGACAUUAUGCAUCAAAUGAGCAUAAUCUAGAGAGGAAUAAACAGUUUACAGAUGGAGAGUUGUGCUGUCAAAAAGUGGCAAUCCCAAGGUUUCCGUGUAUUCUUAAUUAUACUCCCCUCUUUUUCCUCCACACAUUUAACACAUUUUUUUCUUUUUCCUAUGACAAAGACUGUAACCCGUGAGGAAUCAGAGCUUCGCUUCCGUCAGCUGACCAGGGAGUACCAGGCUCUCCAGCGCGCCUACGCCCUUCUACAGGAGCAAACGGGAGGCUCUCUGGAUGCUGAGAGGGAGGCCAGGGUUUGUAUAAUCAUUUAUAUAAACUUUUUUUGUUACUUUUCCAUAAAUGUAUGACUGGAGCUUGGUCUUUAAAUUUGUCAUAAUUCAUCAAGCAUAUUCCCCUCCAGCCCCCUGAUGACUGAUCUUUUCUCCCACAGACGCGUGAGCAGCUGCAGGUGGAGCUCAGCAGUUGCCAGGCAAAGAUUGUGGACCUGGAGAAAGCCCUGGCUGAAAGGGGGCAGGUAACAAAGACAAGGGACUGCGCCAGGAACUCACUGGCCUUGCUCUCACUGGCCUGCAUGCUCUGCCCUCAUCCUUUGUUCUUCCUGUUGUUCACUCUGCGUCUUGACUCUUCGAGAGCCGUUGAGCCAGGAGAGGAGAGUUAGACCUGUAAAUAGGAACACUAUAUUUUUGUCUGGUAAUGUCACACAUCUUGAAAUCAGGAACACCGAGCUAAAAUGAUCUUAACUUAUUUAAUAUGUACAGCAGUGGUCAUUAUGAAACACUUUGAGAACUAAACCAAACCAGUCCACGUAAGGAGGAAAAGUGUUGGCUGUUGUGUGAAGAUUGUGUCAGUUAAGAGCACAUUCAAAGCUUACACAUUAACUUCACUGAUUAUCAUGAAGAACAUUCAAAUUAAUUUAAUUUAAAAUGCUCAUUUUUUUCUUUAUCUGUGAAGAUUUUUUAAUUGUCACUCUAUGUUGUUUAUGUUGAUCGGUCCAACUCUGUUAUGUUAGUUUUCUGCUCUGCUUUUUUCCACCUUAGACUGUCUUCAAUUCCUCCUCUUGCAGUGAAACCUUGCUACCUGUGGGUGCAGCUCUAUUGCCUUUUUAUCCUGGAGCUUUUUUAAUUUCUUUAGAUCAAUAAACUCAUUCCACUCCCACUCUGUUCCUGCUUGUCUGUGUCUAUCGUACAUUUGCAUGUGUCAUUUGGAAAUGCAGCAGAUGGUCACUGAGUGCUCUGCUAUAAGUGGGCAGACAGCUUCAUUCAUUCAUUCCACCCUGUUGUGGGAUCCUUUCCUUCCUCCCUUUUCUUUUCCGGUGACAUUUCUUGCUGAUGUUGUGUUUGGUUGUCAUGGCAGGAUUCAAAGUGGGUGGAGGAGAAGCAGUACUUGCUCAGGACCAAUCAAGAACUUCAUGAGAAGGUAGGCUGUCAUAAGCUUGUACUCACUUUGAUGCAUUACUUUAGUAGCAACUAAGACCCGAUCUCUAGUUUAUUUCUGUACAUUUGCUCCGACUUGUGCCAGAUAAAGCUUGAUAUCAAGUGUUUAGAUACCUCUGAUGUAUGAUGACACAAUGACUCUCCUUCUCUGUGAAGGUACUUUAUAUAACUAUUCAAUACCGUGUCUUUUGUACUGCCCCACAAUCCUUUUUAAUGACACAUAGAAGGGGGGUUUCAUGUAGGGAUGCAACGAUUAUAGAUUUUCACUGUAGGAUUAUAGUAUGAGGAAUAAUCCCGGUUUCACGAUUAUCACGAUUAUUAUACAUAAAUUUCACAGCACUACUAAUACUACUUUAUAAAAUUACAUGAACAUUCUUGAGUGUUCUUAAUGUACUAUUUAUUGGCAGAAAACAGUAAUCAAACACCACAGUACAAAAUAAUAAAUAAAGAUAAACAAAAAAAUCUAACUCGCCUUUGAAAGGGAGAGCAACAAAUAAACAGUGUCUUUGUCUGUUUGAAAUUAAAUAGAAGCAACAUAUUAGCUGUGUGUUUCCCUUUAAAACAAAACUGCUCCGUAAACAUCUGUUUUCCCUUUAGAAUAAUACAUAUGGAGUGACUGAUCAACUAUAUUACAAAAUUAUUUCGUAUUUUCAGUUUGUUAUUUUUUCUGCAUUUAUGGACCUGAGUAGAGUAGCUGCCUUUUGAAACAAUAAUACUCUAAUAGUGAAAAAAAAAAGAAACAAGGUCCAUAUCUUUGGAAUUAAAUGCAAACCUUUUUGCCUUUUUAACAGAACAAGUACUCAAAGGCUACAGAACCCAUCUACAUCAGGGCCCUUUUCACAAACAGCACAUUUAUUUCAAGUCCUUUCAGUUCAAAUUAUAGUGCAAAAAUGUGAGCAUGUUCACAUUGUCAGCGCUCAGUCUUGACCGCUGAGGAGACAGGAUAUGGCCACUUGCACUGAACACCCUUUCUGAAGGCACACUUGUCGCAGGAAUACACAGAUACUUUUUGGCUACUUUCGAAAGCAUUGGCAUUUCUUCCGCAUGUGCUUUCCACCAAUCCAGUGGGUCAGCAUCUGCACUGAUUGCAGGAAGAGACAAGUACAAUUUAACCUCAGAAUCAAGUUUUUCGGUGGAUGACACUGCACUUCCUGAAGUUCCUGAUGCUGCUGACAUGUUCUUCCUUGUGGUGAUUUGCUUUAACAACCCAGACAGGCUCUUCUCUUUACUUUUGUUUGUGGUGUUGGUGGAAGAGGUGCUCGGUGUUGUCGCUGCUGGAGGCUGUCUUGUGUCUGACUCUGGAGAUUCCUGUGCUGCAAGUGUUAGUGCUUCAUCACUGCAUGCCUUGACUGUUUCAUCCAGAUUCUCAGCAAAGUUUCCCUUGAACCUGGGAUCCACAAAACUGGAUAUGUUCAGCACAUUCUUCAUUUCCUCUGUAUAUCUUAGCUGCAUUAGCAGGUCUUCUCUCAUUACUUGUUUCAUUUGUUUAGUGAGAGUGCUGUCUUCUUCUUGAUCACCAAGUAUCUCAUUGGUGAUGUGCUCCAAGAUUGGCUUCAGGGAGGAAAGUGUGACUUGUCUCUCUGAGGCCAGGACAUCAGUGAAGUCAUGGAGAGGGCAAAGGAGCUGGCUUACUUCUUCCAGGACAGUGAUGUCAUUGUCUUUAGGCAUAAGAUGCCAGGUGCUUCUGUCGCCUGCUAACACCCCACAGAUGGCCGGCUGCUGCUCCAAGAACCUGGAAAUCAUUUCAAAUGUGGAUCCCCACCUGGUGACAACAUCAUGUAUCAGUGAAUGCCCAGGGAUGCUCAAUUCUACCUGCUUCUUUUGAAGCGCACGUUUCCUUUUCCAGCUUCGAGAAAACCCUUGUACCAAAUGUCGGCAUGCUCUGGUAGCAGAUUCCACCCUGGAGAUCUUGAGGACUUUGGAAAUGGCCAAAUUUAAAUUAUGACCAAAACAAGAAAACCAAACACAGGGAAAUGUUUCAAAGGCUUUCCUCAUGUUACUAGCAUUAUCUGUUGUAAUUCCAGACAGACUUUCUUUCUUUAUCUUCCAUUCCAGGAGCAUGUUUUCCAUCAUUUCUGUGAUAUGCUCUGCUGUGUGAUCUUCUGGAAAAUAAAGAGUCUCAAGACAGUGAGACUUGAGUUUCCAAUCGGAGGAGAUGUAGUGGACUGUAAAGCUCAUAAAGGGUUCCCCUCUACCACCACUGCUGGUCCACAGGUCUGUGGUAGCACCAAAAAACACACCCCCUGACAGCUGUUCCACCACACUCGCUCGUACCUCCUUGUACAUGGCUGGGAUUUUGUUUGAGGAAAAGUAGCUUCGUGAAGGAACUUUGUAUUGUGGCACUGUCUUUUUCAUUAGAUGGAGAAAUCCAGGUUUUUCCACAAUCUGAAAUGGCAUCAUGUCUUUGGAGAUGAAAUAGGCCACAGCUUCAUUCAAAUCCUGGGCUUGUUUUGAAGAGGGAGCAUAGGUCACAGACUUCGAAAAAGAUGCCGCCACAGUAGGUUGUUGAAGUGCAGAACUAGAGGUAGUCUUAAGCUAAAAGUGAAUAAGAAAAAUUAAAAUAAAUAAACAUGCCAUGAACCUUGGAUUUGCAGUAAUGAUUUAAGUUAUUUUUAAAUGUUUGAAAUUAAGUAUUUAUAAAUAAAGUAUUAAAUGAAGUAAAACAUCUCUUAUGCCGUGUUAAUAAUAACUAAAAUGCAAUUAAUUAGAUCCCAAGACGGGAAGAAGAAAACUUCAUUGACUCCGCCAGAUGGUGCCGGAGUCAGGUAAAACAUGCCGCUUUGCGGCUGUUUGUUUACAUUGAAUUUAGAGCUCAACUCUCACUGCUACGCCACUGAUUGUAUGUGACACGUUUAUACUUGACUCCCUACCAACUCAAUGUUUCCUUAGGUAACUUGUUCUAAACGUAAUUUUACUCGGUCAUUGUGUGUUACCUUUACUUCAGCGUGUGAAGUCGGGUGAUGAUCCCGCAAAUGCUGCAUUAAAUUGGAUGUAUUCGAUCCCUUAGCCGCAACUUUUUUGCGGCAGGCUUUACAAAUUGGUGCACCGUCGUCCUGAAGGACCCCCUGGUCAUUUUUAAGAUAACCAAAAUGCUCCCAAACUCCCGACUUUAUUUUUUUCUUCGGCGGAAAGAGAGCGUCGCUCCCGGGUGCUUCUGCCAUCAUUAGCUCAUUUAGCGUAGCCGCGUUCUUCUUCUUCGUCUUCUUCUUCUUGCGUUGUUUCCAGCAGAGUAGUCACGUGUCUCCUGAUCAUAUGACAGCACGGCACUAAAAGCAGGUGCAUCGCUGGUGUAACUUUGUUUUCCUUUCGAGCAGGUUGCGGCAAAAUAGCAUGUCAUCCGUUUUUUGCGAGUGAUAACAAACACUCGGUGUUGCGGAGCCUGUGGGAUUAAUUAACCGUGACGUUUUAAAUCGCGGUUAAUAGUACUAUGGGUUAAUCGCUGCAUCCCUAGUUUCAUGUAAGGGAUGAUGCCUAAUAAGGUAUGCAUGAUCAGGAAUUUGUUUACAACUUGGAGUUGCAUGUUGGAUAGUUACUAUCACUGUCUGUUGUGAUAAUAAAUCUGUUACUGUGAUCUGUUACUGUCUUGAGUUUCAUCCUGAUAUUGCAGACCUUGUUAAUCUGAGAAAAAAAUAAAGAUAUUAGAGCCUUUGAAUUUAUUCAUCUGUGGUGCAAAAAUAGGUAGGGCUCUAAACCAAUCCUGAGUGAUAUGAUACCCUCAGCUAUGACCUUCCGGAGGUUCAGAAACAUCUUUUAUAAUAUGAUUUGUAUUAGCAUUUGUAUGUUCAGUAACAUUUAUUUAAAUUGUUUAAACUAUUUUUUAGAAUUUAAAAUUUGUGACAGCUGUAAGACUUUUAGUAUCUUGAAACAAUGUUAAACCACAGUAUUUACCACAGUAUUGUCCAUGUGUGUCUGUAGAUGUGUGUGUUGCAGCAGACAGAGUCGAGGCUGCAGGCCGAGGUUCAGGACGCUCGGGAUCAGAAUGAGCUGCUGGAGUUCAGGGUGCUUGAACUGGAAGUAAGAGACUGUACUAAUGUCAUACUGUCACCAGGUGGCGACAACAACAACAUCAGCACCAAACUCAAGACCUACAUACAGUGACUGAAAAUACAGACAGACAAACAGACAGACAUACUUGAGUCCUCUGUAUGCAUUUGUGUGUGUUGCACUGUACUGCAUGGCAGCUGUGUGUAUACCCCAUCCUUUGAACUGGAAUAUUUUUUAAAGAAGAAUGUUGUGUCAUGAUGGAUAUUAUUUUGAAUGGAAUAAAAAUCUAUUUAAGUUCACCGUUUAAUCCCAUCUUUGUUCAUUUUGUCUCUCAUUUGUCCAUGCCAUACAUUUUGUUUACCAUUUUUUGUCAGAUAAAGGGCUAUUUCCACAAACAAUACAGGGAAUACUCAAUGUAGUGAGAUUUAGGAGUUAUUUUGUAAAUUUAUGUUAAUUCAGAUUACAGCACACAGAUAUAUUUAACAGUUUGAUGCAUGUUAUUAGUAACUAUCGCAUUUCUUUCUGUAGUGGUUGUAGUCGGGUUUAGACAGAGCAGCACCCGUUUGAGUUUCUGCAUGUGUUUACAUUCUCCCCCAUUGGUUUGGUUUGGUUUGGUUCCUUGGUCCAUUUAUAUCUAUGGAUUCCCACCUCCCUCAGUUUGGCAGAUCCUGACCAUGUUUUCAGUUUCAUGUAAGUAAAUCCCCUCUUCAUUCCCUUUCCAUUCACAUUUAGUACAUAACAGUGUCAGUCAUCCCCAUUAAGGCUCAGUGCACCACAAACUGUUGCAUCUCUCUAGAAAUGUCAUUUUGGUUGUUGUGAUGAUUUCUUUGGAUGUGUGCAAAUAAAAGUUAAAUGGUGUGUUCUUCUGUAGGAGAGGGAGCGCAGAUCUCCUGCCCUCAAUCUGCACAUGUCUGCAUUCCCUGAAAAUAGCAGCAGUGCUCUGCAGAUCUACUGCCACCAAGAGGGAGUCAAGGUAAUCACACAAAGAAAGAAAAAGGGUUUUCUUCAGGAUUCCUCAUACACGUAGUCAAUAUGGUGUCUAAUUACGACCUUUGUGCAGGAUGUUAUUAUUCCUGAGCUGAUGAAGAAACUGGAUAUCCUUGGAGAUAAUGGGGUGAGUUCAGAACUCAAACUGUCAAAUGAAAAGAAAUUCAUGUAUCCCUUUUUGUAGCUGUUUCCAUAAUCCUGUUAUUUCUGUUUUAUUUUCUGUAGAAUCUCAGAAAUGAGGAGCAGGUAGCAGUGAUCCAGGCAGGGACGGUGAUCUCACUGUGUGAGAAGGUGAGUGGAGGCUCUCACAGAUGUGUCCUCACAGUUUUACAACAUUAGAUAACAUUGACGCUAGAGUUUGAGUGAGUUUUUUAAAACUAGAAUAUAGGUUUAAAUAAAACCUUUUUUUUAGCAUCUAAGAAAGUAUAAACCUCUCGCCUCUUCUCUUUUCUCUCAAUCCUCCUUGUACAGUGGUUGAAGCAGAUCGAUAACACUGAGGCUGCCCUCACUCAGAAGAUGAUUGACUUGGAGAAUGACAAGGUGAAAAUCAGUCUACCAUUAGAAAACUUAAAAAUGUUCUGUCCCUUAAGUGGUGUGAGAUGCAAAAAUAUUGGCUAUCAGUUCCCUGUAUUUGCUUCAUUUCUCUGCUGCCAUAAUUUGAACCUUUACAUCCGUAUGUGAAAUUUUGUACUAACAGUUUUCCUUAUAACAGAAAAAAAACUUCAUUACAUCCUCAAGCAGUGCAUUAAUGUACUCUCUUGAAUAUUGUUGCAGGAGCUGUUCAGUAAGCAGAAAGGAUUUCUCGAGGAAGAACUGGACUACAGGAAGCAGGCCUUGGACCAGGCUUACAUGGUAUGGAACCAAGGGCACUGUCACCUGUAUUUAUCUCUUAAUACAGUAUUGUUUUUCAAAUAAACUAAAUCCACCUAAUAAUUUUUGUUUUCACACUAAUCAAGGCUGCGUAUAAGACAGAGUGGUUUUCGAUCAAAGAGAUUAGCAUUGUCAUCCUAACAUGACACAUAAACAUUUGGAACCCAUUCAAACAUCAUCAAUGCUCCAUGAAGGUUAAAUUUGUCAAAGUGUGUCGGGAUACUGCAUCUUUUACCACUGAAGUCUAAAUUCUGUGAAAAAAGCCAGGGUACCGAGCUUCUUCUCUUUUGAUCCGAUACUCAUUUAUUUCGUGAGAAAGCCAACAACUGAUUUUGACACCUUUAAAUAUAAAAGAUGGAUAUUUGAUACCAUUUGAAUAUUUCUGUAUAACAUAUUUGAAAUAGAAGGAUACUAAAAAAAAUAAAAUUUUUAAACAGAGUGAAUUGUAUAAGAUUUUGAUGAUGAAUCUGGAUAGCAUGAAUGCGCUUGAAACUUGCUCUCACCCCAAUGACGUCAACAGACUGUACCCACAAAACUGAAGUCAACUUUUAGCUCACUCUACAUGAAGUAUUAACCAUUUGAUUUGGUCAGUUUAAUGUUGGUUUGUGUUUAUUGUUCCACUUCGUUUUGUGUAGGUAAAGGUUUGGUUUUUAGAUGGUGACUGUUGGAGAAGUUCACCUGUAGAAGGCAGAAAAUGUAAACCUGUUAAAUUAUGUCAUUGUGAUCAAGUUGCCAUGUAAAGGUCAACCCUGAAUAACCCUCAAGACAAAGUGGAACAGUGUUCCUCAUUUCUGCCAUGGUCACAGUGGUGUAUGGUGUAUGUUUGUGUACCUGUAUCUGUUUGUGUGUGUUAAUCCAUGUGUGUGCGUGUGCAUGCCUGUAUGUGUCUGCAUGCGCAUGUGCACGUCCAUAUGUGUGUGUGUUUGUGUACCUGUAUGUGUGUGUAUAUGGCUGGCUGUGCAGAGGAUCGAGGAGCUGGAGGCCACGCUGUAUAGCGCUCUGCAGCAGGAGCAGCCAGCAUGCCGGGAGGUGGCCGAGUCGCUGACAGACAGGCAGAGGGAGGAGCUGAGGCUAGCUGUGGAGAAGCUGCGGCGUCAGAUUCUCCGGCAGAGCCGGCAGUUUGACAGUCAGAUCUUACAGGAGCGCAUGGAGCUCCUACAGCAAGCCCAGCAGGUAAGGUUUAAAACAAAUUGAGUCAGGUUACUGAGUACUGCCCUCCCUCAAUCUGACCCUGGCCCAUGUCUGAAACAUGUGACCCCACCAGACCUCUGGUGCUCUGAAAAAGAUGCAGUAUCCCUUUGUGUGCAACCCCUAACUCUACCCGUAAGUGUAUAUUGAGAGGUGGAAGGGUGAGAAGAUGAGACAGACUGGCUGUGUGAGUGUGUGUACUUAACAUCAUUGUGAUCCGACCCCUCCACUCCUCCCGUAUCCUAUCACUCUGCAGCCCUCACAGUAGUCUACACCCAUGGCUCGUACAGUAAAUGUUUUGCAUUGAGUUCAUCAAAAGCCACAGCACCAUCAACUCAUUUGAAUAAGUUUCUUUGUAAAGUACUAACAAAGUUUGCCUGAUACUUAGCCCUGAACACUUUUUAUGAACUUUCUAUGAAAUUAACAAAUCAGUCAAAUAUUUUUCAGAUGUUUCUGAUGGAGUUAGAGUAGAUUUUCUCAUCUUUUUGAGAUUCAAUAAGCCACAGACUAUCAGUCAUGCCUGGAGAAUUAUAGCUAUCAUUAAAACUUUAUCUACCUCUAAAGAGUAGUAAAAUUCAGUCUCUGAUCACAUAGCUGUGCCUCUGUUUUAACACUUGUCUGUCUGGCUUACUCAACAGCCCAGUAAUUAACCCCCAAGAAUUUUUAUCGAGGCUAUUGAAGCUUGUGAUUUACCAGUAAGUUAGGAAUUUCAGUGUGUGAUAGAGUAUUUGCAAAUCUUCAUGUAACAGAUUAUUUUAACCUUACACGUUUUUUAAGAUAUCACAGCUCAUAUAAGAUUUUUAUGAUGAAAACACAAGCAUCAAUAAAUGAGAUGCUGGGGUUAAACAUCUCAAAGCUGUAGCUUACUGCUGAAAUUGCUCUUUGGUUGCCAUGGUGGCUUAUUGUAACCUGACACAGGUCCUGCUGGGACAAAGGGCAUAAUAGGAAGGAAAGAACUGUGUGCAGAAAUAGUUUGAUCACAGUUUUUUUUUAUUUUUUAGAUCAUAUAAGAUCUAACCUAUUGGUUUUAGUUUUAGAGAUCCUCAUAUUUUAAACCACCUAACCUUUCUUUUUUGCCUUGCAGAGAAUUAGAGAGCUGGAGGACAGAAUUGACAUGCAAAAGAGACAAAUAAAGGAAAUAGAGGAAAAGGUACUUCCGCAAAUUUCAUUUGUGUCUGUUUGAGAGAGCUUCCUCUCAUGGCUCAUAGAAGAAAUAACAACAGUAUCUCAUUUAGGAAAAGAUUAGUGUAUGAAUGUGAGGGGGUUUACAUCUGCAGUACUGAUACCACGUUUGAUUGUAUUAAUUUCUCGCUCUUUUCUUCUCCCUUUUUUAUCCAUCUAUGAAACCCCUGGUGUUCCUUUAGUUUCUGUUCCUCUUUUUGUUUUUUUCUUUAGCAUUUAUUCUUUGGCCUUAA